This is a messenger RNA of Rotaria sp. Silwood2, 2154 nucleotides long. Lineage: Eukaryota; Metazoa; Rotifera; Eurotatoria; Philodinida; Philodinidae. The record is from the annotation of a GenBank genome assembly.
AUGGGUGACGCCGAUUUUGAUCAAGUACCUCACAUCUUAUUCAAUGGUAUAUCCAAUCUUCGAAGACGAGGCUGCCCUGGAACUCUCAUUCCGUUGACGCACAACACACGUGCUGUUCUAUGCGGUAAUGAUUCAAACGAAGUCAUUGCAGUUGCGAUUCGAUUCGGCGAUGGCAAAUGUUUGGUAUUUGCACACUGUGAUUAUCCAUACAUUUUUCUCAAUGGUGAAGUCGAUGAUCAAAAUUUUGUCAAAAAUUGUCGACAAUGGCUUAUUCAAGAUGAAAAUGCCCAAUUUGUAUCUAUUAACGAUGCCAGUUCGAUGAACGAUGUACAAUACUACGGGAAAAUUCUCGUUUGGGAUGGACAUUGUAUAAAAGACGAAACAUUCAUGAACGAUCUGUGUGUAUAUUUGCAACAAGGCGGUGCACUCAUUUGUGGAUCAGUCGCAUGGGGUUGGUUGCAAGUAAAUAAGGGAAAAUUUCUUUCGGAUUUUCCAUUCACGCGUUUUUGCGAUUAUAUUGGCGUUAAAGUAACCGACAACUACAGCAAUUGUCCCGAUCCGAUUCCGUUUCGAUCUGAAUUGAUCGAAUUCAAAAAUAUUUAUCAUGUCGUUCAAGAACUUGCCAAUGAUCCGAAUAAUAUUAAAAAUUUGACUAUCAUCGGAUCGGCCCUUAAAGAACUAGGCGAUACUUUGCCUGGUGUAGUGGCCGAAACACUGCAGAACAUUGUGCUGAACGCCGGUAAUGAAUUAGUACCAGCGAGAAGUUGUCCAGUUCUGGAUAAAUCUUGUCGAGAGCAAUCGACUGGCUUGUGUGGUAUUCUAUGUGGUUUACCCGGUAUCAAAGCUUGCGGUAUACAUUGUUUUCCUGGCGACUUUGAUCAACCACCGCGUAUCGAAACGGAUGUUAUAUGCCAUAUUGACUCGAAUGUCAACGAAUGGUAUUGCACAGGUUUCACUUUCUUAGGAUACUACGUCGCUGCUGGUAUUCCGAUAAAAAUUGAUAUAGUAGAACAAGUAGGUGCAACCGGAUGGUCAGCUCGAAUUGGUUGUCAUAGCGAUAAUCUCGAGAGCUGUGACGAAUUACGUCGAUGGUCAUGUAUUUCAAUAUGUAAACCUUUGACUGGCACUAGUGUUCGAAUGAGCUCUCCCUUCGGUGGUCUUCUAUUUCUACAAAGUCCUGAUGGUGAAUCGAAUUUGAUUAUUGUUCGUCUUCAUCACGUUGUUCUAACACCGACUUAUGAUCUUACGGAUCCGUAUCGAGAAAUAACAUGGCAAGAUCGACGUGAAUACGAAGGUCUCUGGGCUGAUAUUGCCGGACAGCAUAUUGUCUUCAACCUUCCUUCGAAAAGUGUACACAAUUUGGAUAGUGCUCAAUUAGAUGAAGUUCUACAGUUCUGGGACACUGUAGUACUUGCCCAUCAUGAACUACGAGGUACGACACCAAAACAUCGUGAGCGUAUCGUUUGUGACGAACAACCGUCAGUUGGUUAUAUGCGUAAGAAUAUUCAAUUUAAGAAUUUCUCUUGUUCAAUAGUUUCUACCAUCUUUUUAGAUAGCGGCUAUCCGAUUAUGACACAUUUGGACGUGUGUGAUCCAAAAUCGAAUGAAUUUAUAUUGAAUGGUCCACAUUUGAAAAAAAACGGUUGCUGGGGUCUUUUUCACGAACUCGGUCAUAACAUGCAGCGAGAUUGGUGGACAUUUGCUGGUAGCGUUGAAGUGACCGUGAAUAUUUUCACUCUACAUGCCAUGGAUACAGUUUGUCAUAUACAACCAUGGAUUCAUUCUUGGCUUCGGGAUCAAAUAUCGGAUAUAAAGAAAUAUAUUGAGAACGGAUCAAAAUUUCAUGCAUGGAAAAACUCUCCUGGUGUUGGCCUGUUCGUCUAUGCACAACUUGUGCGAGAAUACGGUUGGGACAAUUAUAAAGCCGUCUUUCGUCAAUAUGAACAAACCCGACCCGUUCUUCAUAACGAUCAAGAAAAGAUGGACCGUUGGAUCGAAACGUUUUCGCGUCAAGUUGGCUAUAAUCUGAUUCCAUUAUUCAAAUUCUGGGGUUUUCCUGUUUCGCAAUCGACUAUCGAUGCUCUUCUAACUUUGGAGAUUGCAGAUAUUUCCGAUGAAUUCAUCGAAAUGGCACCCGAGCGCUAUCAAAUCUAG